This is a messenger RNA of Anthostomella pinea, 459 nucleotides long. Lineage: Eukaryota; Fungi; Ascomycota; Sordariomycetes; Xylariales; Xylariaceae. The record is from the annotation of a GenBank genome assembly.
AUGGCAACCGCUGGCAGUCCCGGUGGGGGCAACCCGACCCUAGAUGCGCUGAUGGCGGCAAUACGCGAGGACAAGGAAAUGUACUUCUUCUACGGCUCGCUGAUGGACGCCGGCAUCCUGCAACGCGUCACCGGUCUUCGAGAGAAACCAACACUGACACCCGCGCGGAUCGAGGGCUACCGCAUCAAGAUGUGGGUUCAAUAUCCGGCUCUGCUUGAUGGGGAUCCCGGCAGCAUGGUCCACGGCAUGGCGUGCGUGGUGGAGGGCGCACAGGCGAAGGAUAGACUGGAGCAGUACGAGACUGUCAACUACAAGAAGGUCUGGUGCACGAUUCAAAUGGGAAACGGCACAUAUGUCUCUGGGACAACAUUUAUGUGGGCUGGUGACAAGAGCGAUCUGAAGGAGGGCACCUUUGAUUUGAAGGACUGGCAGAUGGAGCACGUGCUGGAUGGCCUAUAG